AUGAUACAGGCGAACCUUGCCAAAGCCAAGACUAUGAUUGAGGAGGGGGGCGAUUGGGACCGUCGAAACAGGCUGAAGGUAUAUGAGGGACUCUACUUCAUGUUUGUGCGCGACUUUAAGCAGGCUGUGGACCUACUGCUAAGCACACUCUCCACAUUCACUGCAUCUGAACUCAUGGACUACGAAUCCUAUGUCAGCUAUACCGUCAUCUGUAGCGUCAUCGCUCUGGAUCGAGUGGAUCUGGCUGAGAAGGU
This is a messenger RNA of Sphaeroforma arctica JP610, 254 nucleotides long. RefSeq lists its product as hypothetical. The annotation marks the transcript as partial. The transcript is spliced from 2 exons. Lineage: Eukaryota; Ichthyosporea; Ichthyophonida. The record is from RefSeq and is a predicted model, not a curated record. Gene Ontology annotation, biological process: proteasome-mediated ubiquitin-dependent protein catabolic process.